Messenger RNA from Glycine soja, 906 nucleotides. Its product is annotated as 60S ribosomal protein L27a-3-like. The record is from RefSeq and is a predicted model, not a curated record. Gene Ontology annotation, biological process: translation. Gene Ontology annotation, cellular component: cytosolic large ribosomal subunit; ribosome. The coding region runs from base 218 to 664 and encodes 148 amino acids. Lineage: Eukaryota; Viridiplantae; Streptophyta; Magnoliopsida; Fabales; Fabaceae. The transcript has a single exon. Gene Ontology annotation, molecular function: structural constituent of ribosome.
GGGAAGGUGGUGGGAGAGAGGAGGAAGAAGGUUAAAAAGAAUAUUAGAGAAUUAGGAGGUGUACCAAGCAAGAAAUGGGGUGAGUUAAGUACUUUUCUUCAUUGGCCCAUAUGCAGUAAGACGAGGCCCAGUAGCCCAUAGCCACGAACAACUAACUCCAAACCCUAACUCAAUAAAUUCCCCCAAUCCCCAAACCCUAAUCCUGCCGCAAGCAGAGAUGACAACCCGAUUUAAGAAGAACCGCAAGAAGCGCGGCCACGUCAGCGCCGGCCACGGCCGUAUUGGAAAGCACCGCAAGCACCCCGGCGGCCGGGGAAAUGCCGGCGGCAUGCACCACCACAGGAUCCUCUUCGACAAGUACCACCCGGGGUUCUUCGGGAAGGUAGGGAUGAGGUACUUUCAUAAGCUCCGCAACAAAUUCUACUCCCCCAUCGUCAACAUCGACAAGCUAUGGUCUCUGAUACCCCAAGACGCGAAGGACAAAGCCCUAAAAUCGAAGGACACUGCCCCUCUAAUCGACGUCACUCAGCACGGGUACUUCAAGGUUCUCGGAAAAGGUGUGCUGCCCCAAAACCAGCCCAUUGUUGUGAAGGCCAAGCUUAUUUCGAAGAUCGCGGAGAAGAAGAUCAAGGAAGCCGGUGGUGCUGUUCUUCUUACGGCUUAGGUUAAUUUUUUUUUCCCAUACAUUCGAGGUUGUUGUUUUUGUUUUGUGUGUUUUGUUUCGGAUGACUUUUUUAUAUUACAUAUUGCAAGUAAUACAUUGUGUUUUUUUAUUGUUUCGUUGUUGUCGGAUUUAGGUUAAUUAAAAGGUUUAUGCGAACAAUUCUGCGCUAAUGUCCUAAAAACCUUGUUGUGAUAGGAAAUUUAUUGGAAUAAUUGAAACGAAAUUUGGGAGGAUUAUAAUUA